Messenger RNA from Fusarium subglutinans, 543 nucleotides. RefSeq lists its product as uncharacterized. The transcript has a single exon. Bases 1 to 543 code for a protein of 180 amino acids. Lineage: Eukaryota; Fungi; Ascomycota; Sordariomycetes; Hypocreales; Nectriaceae. The record is from RefSeq and is a predicted model, not a curated record.
AUGUAUCGUUACAUCAUCACUGCUCUACUCGGUGUCGUAGCCAUGGCCUACGAUACCUCCACUAGCACACCCUACACAAGCAAUCAAGACCGCGGUACAGCACUGCCCGAUACCCACAUCAGCUCCCCGAAGGGCCUUUCUGAACGGCUCUCAAUCCGCAGGAUCUGUAACUUACACAAAGGCAUCACAGACAUCCAAACCGCGAGGCCUAGCAAGCCAACAACAUGCCUGAGCCUCCUCGACCUCGAUGAGAACAGAUUCCCGUGGAACGAAACCGACAAGCUUUGUGUUCCAACGACGCGCGAGUUCGGCAUUGCCAAGGCAGUAAUUAUGCUGGCAUGGGAUGUGACCAGUGAGAAGUUAGAUGAUAAGACGAACAAGGAGUGGUGGCAACUUGCUAAGACUUGCGCGAGCAUUUUGCAGGACCCGAGUGAUAGGAAUGUUUAUUUGCGAGAGUUUUUGCCCAAGAUCGAGAGCGAUGGUAUCGAUGGAUGGGAGAAGAUUUGUAUCGAGAACUCUUGGCCGAUACCAGUUAAGAGUUAA